ACCGGGGCGUCAAUGUUUGUCAACAUGCUCGUUUCUCGCUCGCGGUUUAGCCGAUUGUUACGAAGGACAUUUAUCUGAUCGGUGUUAGCUUUCCUGAGGAUUACUAACGCCAUGAUUCUGUCUAGAGUAAAGCCAGCAAAUGUUCAUGGGGAGGUCCCAGUCAAGAAGACCAACGGGAAAAAGUCCCCGCUUGUGGAGGACUUCCUAAACCACAGAGACUACCUCGGUGCCAUUACGUUGCUGGAGUUUCAGCGCAGUGUUGGUGAGCAAGUGGGUGGUGACGAUCUGUGGGUACCCUAUUGUGCUUUUCACCUUGGUGACUACAAGAAAGCCAUGGAGGGGUACAAAGCCAUGACAAAGAAACCAGACUGCCAUCCUGAUGUGUGGGUCUACCUAGCCUGUACCCUCUUCUUCCUGGGCUUGUACAAAGAAGCAGAGGAGGCUUCUCUUAAGGCCCCUAAAUGCCAGCUGCAAAACCGACUGCUGUUCCACUUGGCUCACAAGUUCAAUGACGAGAAGCAGCUGAUGAGUUUCCACCAGGAACUGGAGGAUGUAACGGAGGACCAGCUCAGCCUGGCCUCGAUCCACUACAUGCGUUCCCACUACCAGGAGGCCAUCGACAUCUACAAACGCAUCCUAUUACAGAACAGAGAUUUCCUAGCCCUGAAUGUGUACGUGGCUCUGUGCUACUACAAGCUAGACUACUACGAGGUGUCCCAGGAGGUGCUGGCUGUUUACCUGCAGGAUGUUCCAGACUCUGCUAUUGCUCUUAACCUCAAGGCCUGCAACCACUUCAGGCUCUACAAUGGGAAAGCAGCAGAAGCUGAGCUGAAGAACCUGAUAGAUAUCUCCUCCAGCUCGUUUGAGUUUGCCAAGGAGCUAAUACGACACAACCUGGUAGUGUUUGGUGGUGGGGAGGGGGCCUUGCAAGUGCUUCCCCCACUGAUCGAUGUCAUUCCUGAAGCUCGACUCAAUCUGGUCAUCUACUACCUCAGACAAGAUGAUGUCCAGGAGUCCUACCAGCUCAUCAAGGACUUAGAACCAACCACACCACAAGUUCAGAGCAGUGUUAGCCUUACAGAGUACAUCUUGAAAGGGGUGGUGAAUGCUGCAGUCGGACAGGAGGUUGGGUCGAGAGAUCAUCUGAAGAUUGCACAGCAGUAUUUCCAGCUGGUUGGUGGCUCAGCUAGUGAAUGUGAUACCAUUCCUGGCAGACAGUGUAUGGCCUCGUGUUUCUUCCUGCUCAGACAGUUUGAGGAUGUGCUCAUCUACCUCAACUCUGUCAAGAGUUAUUUCUUCAAUGAUGACACCUUCAACUUUAACUAUGCACAGGCCAAAGCUAAUGUUGAAAACUACAGGGAAGCAGAGGAGAUCUUCCUGUUGAUUCAGAAUGACAAGAUCAAGGCUGACUAUGUAUACCUCAGCUGGCUGGCACGUUGCUAUAUCAUGAACCAGAAGGCCCGUCUGGCUUGGGAUCUCUACAUAAAAAUGGAGAAUUCAGCAGAGUCAUUCAGCCUCCUUCAGCUCAUUGCCAACGACUGCUACAAGAUGGGCCAGUUCUACUACUCAGCAAAGGCAUUUGAUGCCUUAGAAAGAUUGGACCCCAAUCCUGAGUUCUGGGAAGGCAAAAGGGGAGCAUGCGUCGGGAUCUUUCAGCUCAUAUUGGCUGGCAGAGAACCCAGAGAAACUUUAAAUGAAGUUCUGCCCUUGUUGAGAAACACUGGGAACCCUCAGGUGGAAUACAUCAUCAGGAUUCUGAAGAAAUGGGCCAAGGAAAACAGGGUUUCUCUGUGAUGCCAUUGUACCAAACUCAAGAACCCAUAGCCUAUAAAAGUUACAAUUAAACAUUUCUGCAAUGUUUUUUUUAAUGCAGUACCUCACUGCAAUAUUUUAAAAAAAAUGUACAUAGAUUAUUAAAUGCAAAAAUGCACCACUAAUUUAUGCCUGUUUAUGCUCAGCUAAAUUCUUUCUGCAGUAAGUAGUUGCAUACAUUUUUUAUAGAUACAUUGUUAAA
Messenger RNA from Esox lucius (northern pike), 2014 nucleotides. Its product is annotated as intraflagellar transport protein 56. Gene Ontology annotation, cellular component: ciliary base; ciliary basal body; intraciliary transport particle B. The transcript has 19 exons. The record is from RefSeq and is a predicted model, not a curated record. Gene Ontology annotation, molecular function: intraciliary transport particle B binding; protein binding. Gene Ontology annotation, biological process: intraciliary anterograde transport; intraciliary transport involved in cilium assembly. The coding region runs from base 112 to 1794 and encodes 560 amino acids. Lineage: Eukaryota; Metazoa; Chordata; Actinopteri; Esociformes; Esocidae.